Molecule: messenger RNA, 1785 nt
Organism: Lepus europaeus (European hare)
Lineage: Eukaryota; Metazoa; Chordata; Mammalia; Lagomorpha; Leporidae
Gene: HHATL
Product: hedgehog acyltransferase like
Exons: 12
Coding region: 235-1749 (504 amino acids)
Biological process (GO): negative regulation of N-terminal protein palmitoylation
Cellular component (GO): endoplasmic reticulum
Molecular function (GO): acyltransferase activity
Source: RefSeq, a predicted model, not a curated record
UCAGCUCCACUCCAGGAAGGCCACCUCCUCCCUGCCCUCCUCCCCCCUCCUCCUGCUGUCACCACUCACCGCUCAUCGUCUCGAGGGGGUGGGGACCCCAGGGCUGGACACACCCCACCGUGGCCCCAGAGCUCAGCCGGUCGGGACGGACUCACGGUCGGACACAGGACCCCAGAGCCUGAGGUGGGCAGUGUGCCAGGGUCCCUCGCAGCCUCCUCAAGCCCCUUCCAGGCUAUGGGUGUCAAGACAGCAUUGCCAGCAGCGGAGCUGGGUCUCUACUCCCUGGUGGUGAGUGGCGCCCUGGCCUACGCGGGCAGAGGUCUCCUUGAUGCUUCACAAGAUGGGGCUCACAGGAAGGCCUUCCGGGAGUCUGUGCGACCCGGCUGGGAGUACAUUGGCCGCAAGAUGGAUGUGGCUGACUUCGAGUGGGUGAUGUGGUUCACCUCCUUCCGCAACGUCAUCGUCUUUGCCCUCUCGGGACACGUGCUCUUUGCUAAACUCUGCACCAUGGUUGCCCCCCAGCUCCGCUCCUGGAUGUAUGCUGUUUACGGGGUCCUGGCCGUGUUGGGCACAAUGGGCCCUUGGUACCUGCUGCUGCUGCUGGGCCACUGCGUGGGCCUCUAUGUGGCCUCACUGUUGGGCCAGCCUUGGCUCUGUCUCGGCCUUGGCCUGGCCAGCCUGGCCUCCUUCAAGGUGGACCCUCUAAUCUCUUGGCAGAGCGGGUUUGUAACAGGCACUUUUGAUCUUCAAGAGGUGCUGUUUCACGGGGGCAGCGGCUUCACAGUACUGCGCUGCACCAGCUUUGCGCUGGAGAGCUGCGCCCACCCUGAGCGCCGCUACUCCCUGGCCGACCUGCUCAAGUACAACUUCUACCUGCCCUUCUUCUUCUUCGGGCCCAUCAUGACCUUCGACCGCUUCCACGCCCAGGUGAACCAGGUGGAGCCCGUGAGGCCUGAGGGCGAGCUGUGGCGCAUCCAGGUCCAGGCGGGCCUCAGCGUGGUGGCCAUCGUGGCUGUGGACAUCUUUUUCCACUUCUUCUACAUCCUCACCAUCCCCAAUGACCUCAAGUUUGCCAACCGCCUCUCAGACAGCGCCCUAGCCGGCCUGGCCUACUCGAACCUCGUGUACGACUGGGUGAAGUCAGCUGUCCUUUUUGGCGUCGUCAACACCGUGGCACGUCUGGACCACCUGGACCCGCCACAGCCUCCCAAGUGCAUCACUGCUCUCUACGUCUUCGGGGAAACGCAUUUCGACCGGGGCAUCAACGACUGGCUUUGCAAGUAUGUGUAUGACCACAUUGGCGGGGAGCACUCUGCGGUGAUCCCAGAGCUGGGAGCCUCGGUGGCCACAUUUGCCAUCACCACUCUGUGGCUUGGGCCUUGUGACAUCGUCUACCUGUGGUCAUUCCUGAACUGCUUUGGCCUCAACUUUGAGCUCUGGGUGCAGAAGCUGGCAGAGCAGAGGCCUCUGGCAGGAAUCGAGGCCCGUCUGUCGGAGCAGAUGUCCCGUCGGGUCCGGGCCAUCUUUGGGGCCAUGAACUUCUGGGCCAUCAUCAUGUAUAACCUUGUGAGCCUGAACAGCCUGGAGUUCACAGAGCUGGUCACCCGGCGCCUGCUACUCACAGGGUUCCCCCAGACCACGCUGGCCAUCUUGUUUGUCACCUACUGUGGUGUCCAGCUGGUGAAGGAGCGCGAGCGAACCCUGGCCCUGGAGGAGGAGCAGAGCCAGGACAAAGAGAAGCCGGAGUAGGUGGGAGGGGGCGAGGGCCAGGCUCCGCUCAGCUAG